Molecule: messenger RNA, 509 nt
Organism: Phlebotomus papatasi
Lineage: Eukaryota; Metazoa; Arthropoda; Insecta; Diptera; Psychodidae
Gene: Atg12
Product: autophagy protein 12-like
Exons: 2
Coding region: 95-463 (122 amino acids)
Biological process (GO): nucleophagy; autophagosome assembly; C-terminal protein lipidation
Cellular component (GO): phagophore assembly site membrane; cytoplasm; Atg12-Atg5-Atg16 complex
Source: RefSeq, a predicted model, not a curated record
ACGAGUCCGUGUUUACAUUUUUGUGUAUUUAUUGAUUUUUGUGCUGGAGAUAAAAACAUAGUUUUCACACGAUUUCCUUCUGUGAUCAGUAAGAAUGUCUGAAGAAACAAUUUCCGGAGAUGUUCCAGCAACCCCUGAACCAGGAAAUACAGCAGAAACAGAAAAAGCUGAAGAGAAAGUCGAAACUAAAAAUACCAACAAAGUUGACAUCCUCCUGAAUGCCACGGGCAAUGUUCCAAUUAUGAAGAAGAGAAAAUGGGCAGUUGAUCAGGAUAAACAAAUCAGUUGGAUCAUGAAAUUCAUUCACAAAUACCUCAAACUCGAUCCGGAAGAGAAAAUUUUCCUGUACGUCAAUCAGACCUUUGCUCCAUCCCCUGACCAAAUUGUGAAGAAUCUGUAUGAGUGUUAUGGAACAAAUGGCACACUAGUCCUCUAUUAUUGCAAAAGCCAAGCUUGGGGUUAACCCAGUAAAUUUAUUAAAUAAUCUAUACAUUCUGAAACAUUCUAAA